GUAAAGCUUUUCUCAGGUCGUAAACCAAUGUUGUACAGCUUUCAGACGUCUCUGCCACGACUGCUGGUCCCAGCUGUUGAAAACACUGUAAACAGGUAUCUGGAUUCAGUUCAGCCACUUAUGAAUGAUGAACAGUUCAAAAGAAUGGAGGGUCUUGCCAAAGAUUUUGCAUUUAAUCUUGGACCAAAACUACAGUGGUAUUUGAAACUGAAAUCCUGGUGGGCCACAAACUAUGUUAGUGACUGGUGGGAAGAAUAUAUCUACCUUAGAGGACGUGGGCCAAUUAUGGUUAAUAGUAAUUACUAUGCAAUGGACUUUCUGUACCGGUAUGUUGUUCCCACUUUCCUGCAGGCAGCUAGAGCAGGUAAUGUUAUCCAUGCCACCCUGCUCUAUAGGAAAAAACUGGACAGACAGGAAAUCAAGCCACUUAUGAUUCAAAAUACCAUCCCAAUGUGCUCUUCUCAGUAUGAACGUAUGUUCAACACUAGUCGUAUACCAGGCAUAGAGACAGACACUAUCCAGCACAUGAAGGACAGCAGACACAUUGUCGUGUAUCAUAAGGGCUGUUAUUUCAAAGUCUGGCUAUAUCAUGAUGGUAGACUGUUGAAGCUUCGGGAAAUUGAACAGCAGAUGCAAAGAAUUCUAGAUGACAGUUCAGAACCUCAAGCUGGAGAAGAGAAGUUAGCAGCUCUUACUGCAGGAGAUAGAGUACCCUGGGCUAAGGCUCGUCAGGCCUAUUUUGGACAUGGAAAGAACAAGCAGUCCUUGGAUGCUGUGGAAAAAGCAGCUUUCUUUGUGACUUUGGAUGAAACUGAGCAGGGCUACAGGAAAGAGGAUCCAGUGACUUCAAUGGAUACAUAUGCAAAGUCUCUGCUGCAUGGCAGUUGUUAUGACAGAUGGUUUGACAAAACAUUCACUCUUGUAGUGUUCAAGAAUGGCAAAAUGGGCCUGAACACAGAGCAUUCUUGGGCAGAUGCUCCUAUUGUUGGACACCUUUGGGAGAAUGUUAUGUCUUCUGAUUGCCUUCAACUGGGCUAUACAGAGGAUGGUCAUUGCAAAGGAGACAUCAAUCAAAAUAUUCCUUUCCCCCCCAGACUACAGUGGGAAAUCCCAGAAGAAGACAUGGGAAAAUUUUGUUUAACAUAUGGAGCCUCUAUGACCCGCCUGUUCAGAGAAGGCAGGACAGAAACAGUGCGCUCAUGUACUACCGAAUCGUGCAAUUAUGUUCAAGCCAUGGAAGAUCCAACCCAAAAUAAUGAAAAGAGGUGUAAACUACUCAGGAUUGCUGCUGAUAAACACCAGCACUUGUAUCGCCUUGCCAUGACUGGUGCAGGCAUUGACCGCCAUCUGUUCUGCCUUUAUGUGGUAUCCAAAUACCUUGGUGUUGAGUCUCCUUUCCUUAAGGAAGUUUUGUCAGAGCCUUGGAGGUUGUCAACAAGUCAGACACCACAGCAGCACAUUAACCUGGAGAAGAACCCUGAGUUUGUAUCCAGUGGUGGAGGCUUUGGACCUGUUGCUGAUGAUGGUUAUGGUGUGUCUUACAUUCUUGUGGGUGAACACCUCAUCCAUUUCCAUGUGUCCAGCAAAUUCUCUUGUCCUGAGACAGAUUCUCAUCGUUUUGGAAAAAACAUCAAGCAAGCAAUGGUUGACAUCAUCGCUUUAUUUGGCGUUGGUAUGAACUCUACCAAGUGAUUCCCUAAUAUCAAUGCCAGUGUCCUACCAUUGGGGUGAGAACUCUUCUGAUCAAUGAAUGAAAGCAAGGUGUACUACGCAACGGUUAGAGGGGCAUUUGGGUCAUAAUCAUCCAGUGAUCACCUGUGAAUAAGGAUUCAACACCUAGGCUGAGGUUCAAAUGUCCUAUCACUUUGCAAUAGCUCAGAAGAGUUUUCUUCCCAUAAGGGAUAACUUUAGACAUCCUGUGUGAUUCUAGGGAUAGUAUAAGGCAACAUCAUGUGAAAGGCAUGUGUACUGUAGCUACUGUAGGCCUGUCUCAAUUUUGUGUAUAUUUAGUAACUUUUUACUUAAAAUCUGGGUCUACUUGUAUUUCAUAAAUGAGUGGAUAAAAUUUAUUAAGUCAACCUCAAUCAUCAGAAAGUAUUUGACUUCAUACAUACUGGUAGCAAAACAUCAAUUAGUAUAUCUGCUGCUUCUGUCUGAGAGUGACAAGGCUUGUGGGUAUUCAUCUAAGUUGUCACUUUUUAAAGGUAUUUCUUUGCAUUGAAAAUAUAUCACAACGUGACAUAACCUAUGUAAUGCACUAAUUGAAAAUAUACUGUGCUUCUUGGAAAUAAGUAUAUGCUGCAGUAGGUGGUAAAAUAGUUGCAUUACAUAAGAGAAUGGCAGGUAUCACCUAUUUUCCUCUGUUUUAUAAGCAUAUAGUUUACCACAUCUUAAAUUUUAUUACCAUCCGAACAUAACUGCAUGUUGUAUGAGCCAGUGCCUUAAAAAUGAAAGGCCUCAAAUACAGGGAAAUCUUACACUUUAGUGAUUUGAUCACUAAAUCAAACAGUUCAGUUUUAGGGGAUUACUUCACAUCUUGAGCACCGAUUUUGGGAAAAGUUGGUGUUUUGCAUUCCCUUCAGUAAAGUCAUCCUUCGGUUCAAUCUGAUUUCCUUUAUGCAUGGAGUUUCACAGAAUUUUUGAUUAUUGAAAUGGUGGAGUCCAUGAAAUUUUGCAAGCAUGACUUAACAGAAGUUGUAUACAUCCAGAAUUACUUUGAAGUUAUAAUUGUCCUAUCACCAUUGUAGUCAAGAGGAGUUUUGCUUACUUAAGUACCACAGUUGGACACUAUGAACCUGACCUGCAUGUGCUGAGUACCAACAACUUCUACAACUUUCUGUGGAAAAUGAGGUGCUCAACAGCUUUCAGGAUCAUAACCGACACUGACACUUUUGAUAUAUAAUGUGGCAUAUUGCCUUUUUUUUCUGUUUGAAAAUCUGGCAAUAAUACAUCUGAGUAUCUUCAGUAGAUUAAGGGGGAGGAAGGCCAGUAUACCUAUUCUGCAUCUGAUCUUUUCCCAGAGCUUUGCAGAAUAAAAAUGUCAACAAUACCAAAGCUGUGUCCUAUGCAGAGUAAAAAAGACACCACUACAGUAGUUUUGUGUUGUCUUAUUGAAUAUAAUAUAAUAUUCAUUCAAAGUAAGACCAUCAUGAAUUCAACAGAGACAACAGUUCUGCUAUGAAGUGGCCUGGAAACUUUUUUUUGUAGCAAAGUAAAAAUAAAAUCUUCACUGUGUGUUUGGUCUUUUUAAAUGUCUAAAGUGCUUAACCAAAUGAAGCGUCCUUUCCCUUUGGAAUAAAACAAAGUUUUACAUUUCA
Mauremys mutica (yellowpond turtle) is the source of this 3317-nucleotide messenger RNA. Its product is annotated as carnitine O-palmitoyltransferase 1, liver isoform-like. Gene Ontology annotation, molecular function: carnitine O-palmitoyltransferase activity. Gene Ontology annotation, biological process: carnitine metabolic process; fatty acid metabolic process. The record is from RefSeq and is a predicted model, not a curated record. Bases 28 to 1692 code for a protein of 554 amino acids. The transcript has 14 exons. Lineage: Eukaryota; Metazoa; Chordata; Testudines; Geoemydidae. Gene Ontology annotation, cellular component: mitochondrion.